AUGAAAAAAAGUCAAGAAAGUUCAAGAAUCAAAGAAUUUCUAAUUCAGGAUGGCCCUUUUGGAUCCUGUGAAAAUAAGUUCUGUGGCUUGGGGAGGCACUGUGUGGUCAGCAGAGAGACGAGGCAUGCGGAGUGUGCCUGCAUGCAAGCUUGUAAACAGCACUACAAACCCGUCUGUGGGUCCGAUGGGGAAUUCUAUGAAAACCACUGUGAAGUGCACAGAGCUGCCUGCCUGAAGAAGCAGAAGAUCACCAUCGUUCAUAAUGAAGACUGCUUCUUUCAAGGAGACAACUGCUUGGCCACUGAGUACAGCAAGAUGAAAAGUAUGCUUUUAGAUUUACAAAAUCAAAAGUACAUUACACAAGAAAAUGAGAAUUCUAACGGUGAUGACAUAUCUAGGAAGAAGCUGUUGGUGGAUCAAAUGUUCAAGCAUUUUGAUGCAGACAGUAAUGGACUUGUAGAUAUUAAUGAACUAACUCAGGUGAUUAAACAGGAGGAGCUGAACAGGGACCGUUCUGACUGUACUCUGUACGAUCUGCUCCAAUACGAGGACUUCAAUGCUGACAAGCACCUGGCUCUUGAGGAGUUCUAUAGAGCAUUUCAGGUGAUCCAGCUGAGUCUGCCUGAAGAACAGAGAGUUACCAUUACAGCAGCCACUGUGGGACAAAGUGCUGUUCUGAGUUGUGCCAUUGUGGGAGCCCUGAGACCCCCUAUCAUAUGGAAGAGGAACAAUAUUGUCCUAAAUAAUUUAGAUUUGGAAGACAUCAAUGACUUUGGCGAUGAUGGGUCUUUGUAUAUCACCAAGGUUACCACAGUACACAUGGGCAAUUAUACCUGCUAUGCAGAAGGCUAUGAGCAUGUCCAUCAGACACACAUCUUUCAAGUGAAUGUUCCUCCAGUCAUACGAGUGUAUCCAGAGAGUCAGGCCAGAGAACCUGGGGUAACUGCAAGCCUUCGGUGCCAUGCCGAGGGCAUACCAGACCCUCAGCUUGGCUGGCUGAAGAAUGGAAUUGACAUUACACCAAAGCUCUCCAAACAGCUCACACUUCAAGCAAACGGCAGUGAGGUCCACAUCAGUAACGUGCGCUAUGAAGACACUGGAGCGUACACGUGCAUUGCUAGGAAUGAAGCGGGCGUGGAUGAAGACAUCUCUUCUCUGUUUGUGGAAGAUUCUGCUAGGAAGACCCGUCUGGGCAUUGGGAACAUGUUCUAUGUUUUUUAUGAAGAUGGAAUCAAGGUGAUCCAGCCCACGGAAUGUGAGUUUCAGAGACACAUCAAGCCCAGUGAAAAGCUCCUUGGAUUUCAGGAUGAAGUCUGUCCCAAAGAUGAAGAGGAUGAAGUGCAGAGAUGUGUAUGGGCUUCCGCUGUUAAUGUCAAAGACAAGUUCAUUUAUGUUGCUCAGCCAACUUUGGAUAGAAUCUUGAUUGUUGAUGUGCAGUCCCAAAAAGUUGUUCAGGCAGUGAGCACAGAUCCUGUACCAGUUAAAUUACACUAUGACAAGUCACAUGACCAGGUCUGGGUGCUGAGCUGGGGCAGCAUGGAGAAGACAUCACCAACUCUACAGGUGAUAACCCUGGCCAGUGGGAACGUACCACACCACACCAUCCACACGCAGCCAGUUGGAAAGCAGUUUGACCGUGUGGAUGAUUUUUUCAUCCCGACCACGACACUUAUUAUCACCCAUAUGAGGUUUGGAUUUAUUCUUCACAAAGAUGAAGCAGCACUGCAUAAAAUUGACCUUGAAACCAUGUCUUACAUCAAAACAAUCAACCUGAGAGAUUCAAGGUGCAUUCCUCGAUCCUUGGCAUACACCCAUCUGGGAGGCUACUACUUUAUUAGCUGCGAGCCCGACAUCACUGGAGCCCUUCCCCCACAGCUCGUGGUGGACAGUGUGACUGAUUCAAUCAUCGGCUUCAACGGUGACGUGACAGGCACCCCUUACAUCUCGCCAGAUGGACACUAUCUUGUCAGCGUUAAUGAUGUGAAAGGGCUCGUGAGAAUCCAGUACAUCACCAUCAGAGGAGAGAUCCUGGAUGCUUUUGAGAUUCACACCAACCUGCACAUAUCUGACCUGGCCUUCCAGCCAUCCUUCACGGAAGCCCACCAGUACAACAUCUAUGGAAGCUCAAGUCAGCAAACCGACGUGCUCUUUGUGGAGCUCGCCUCUGGGAAGGUCAAGAUGAUCAAAAGUCUCAAAGAACCCCUCAAGGCAGAAGAGUGGCCCUGGAGUCAAAAGAACAGGCACAUCCAAGGCAGUGGACUGUUCGGACAGUACCUCAUGACCCCGUCCAAGGAUUCUCUCUUCAUUCUGGAUGGUCGCCUUAAUAAGUUAAACUGUGAGAUCACCGAAGUUCAGAAAGGAAAUACCGUUGUUUGGGUUGGAGAUGCCUAAAGAGCCCCAUUAGGUAAUCACGGAGGAAGAGUUUUACAGUACAUUACACACGAUCUUUAUUUCAAUUACUAGUUAAAUUUUUCAUGUUUAUAUCUUAGUAAAAACCCACUCUGUUUGUCAAACUAAGCCAGAUUUUUUUUACAAUAAUAUUGGCUGAUUAGGA
Messenger RNA from Alexandromys fortis (reed vole), 2554 nucleotides. RefSeq names its product follistatin like 5 (gene Fstl5). NCBI's taxonomy places the organism in Eukaryota, Metazoa, Chordata, Mammalia, Rodentia, Cricetidae. The transcript is spliced from 14 exons. The coding region runs from base 1 to 2391 and encodes 796 amino acids. Gene Ontology annotation, molecular function: protein binding; calcium ion binding. Gene Ontology annotation, biological process: regulation of BMP signaling pathway; multicellular organism development; cell differentiation. The record is from RefSeq and is a predicted model, not a curated record.